GAGCAAAGUUACACAAAAACAGUUACCAAGUAUUAGUCUUUCAAGAUUUGCCACCUAAUUUGUGAUGUGCGAAGUUGAAACCGACGACAUCGUAGUUAGCACUAUCUUUUAUCACAUGCAAACAAGAGACGCACACGACGCGAGUCGAGACCCAAUCGCCUCCAUGAGAACAUUCGCAAACGUAAUCUAUGUAAAAAAAACCCACAUAUUAUUGAAAAUAUAGCAAAAUAAUUGCAAAUGUGAAAAAAAUACUGAUGCGAUUGAAGAAAUAGUUUUCAGUGACAGUGAUGUUUCUAAUAAAGUGAAUGCAAAUGCAAAAGUGAUGAUAAAGAAGUUAAGUGCUGCAGAUGGAACGUUGUCUGGCAAGUGCCAAUGGAGUGUGUUUGCAGAAGAUAUUAGGCACUGAGUGACGACUAAAGAUAGAUAAUAUUUUACCAGGUCACACGAGACAUGCUAUGCAUCCUUCUGCCAUGGCUUCUUGUGAUCUUCUAUGCCAAUGGCAGCAUGAUCGAUGACUUCGUUGCGAUGACCAAUGACGUGUCGUCUCCUAGAGAGGACUAUCUCGCCCUGCCGGUAGAGAUCGGCACUGAUCGCAAGUCUGGGUGUAUCUGCAGAGCUACCAAGAGUCAAAAAAUUAUAGUCUGUUUCGGGAACUAUGUCUGUAGGAGGUUUCCUAAGGUUAUGAAGCAAAGUGAUGCUCUGAAAGUGAGGACUACGGUCAUCGAAAGAAUCCUCAAAGGCGAUUUAGACGAAUUUAGUUUUUUGACAGUGCUGGAAAUAGACGCAAAUCAUAAGUUGACAUACAUAGAACCGGGAACUUUUCGUAAUUUGACUAAACUCCAACAUUUGUCUAUAUCCUACAACACUGCGCUACGUGCCAUAGAUGAACAUAUUUUCGAAGGUUUAGGGAAUUUGCGCAACCUGACUUUAGUAAACAAUGGUUUUGACAACGUACUACACUUGACAGUCGCAAUGCGGCCGAGUAUUCUACCAAUGUUGAAAGCAUUAGACUUGUCGGAAAAUUCUUUGGAACUAAUCAAUGAAGAUUCUUUCGCACCGAUGGAAGGCACAUCACUAAGGAAGUUGGAUAUAAAUCUUUGUAGCCUGUGUUACAUACACCCCAACAGUUUUCUACCUCUGAAAAAGUUAAAAGAAUUAUACAUUGGCGAUAACGAAUUAAAUUCCACUCUAAUCGGAAACUUCCUAAUGAACAUGAUGAAUGAAAGUAUAAACUUAACAUAUCUUGAUUUAUCAGGGUUGGGAUUUAGAAGACAACCACCAAAAGAAUUGCUACAUGUUAUAGCACAAACUAGUAUAAAGAAAUUGAACUUAGCUCAUAAUCAAUUUGAAUCAAUCAAUGAUGACACGUUUCCUCGAAUGGUAAAUAUAGAACUUCUAGAUCUGAGAAGAGUACAAGCAAUUUACGUAGGACCUUAUGCAUUCGACCCGUCAAAAUUUCCAAAUCUCAAAGCUUUAUUUCUUGGGGGUAACAAUUUGCCUGGAAUACACCAGAAGCACUUGUCAACUCAACUGUUACUCUUGGACUUGUCCAACAACAAAGGCACUCAUGCGACAGUAUUUUACGAAAUAGAUAGAGACACAUUUGUCCAGUCAACCAAAUUGAGAAUUUUAAAUCUAGCCUAUAACAAAAUUAAGUCCAUCUUUGAUUACACAUUCAGAGGCUUAGAGAAAUUAAAACUUUUGAAUUUAGAAAACGGUACGAUAUUUUUUAUUGGAGAAGGCACUUUUAAAUCAACAAAACAAUUGGAAGUUCUCAACUUAGCAAACAAUCCACUUACAGCCAAUCAAAAUCUUACGUGCGCUCAAUUUGAAGGAUUAAAUUACUUAAGAAUAUUUAUAUUGAAGAAUUGUGGGGUUAAAAGAUUCAACGACGACGACAACCUAUUUGAAAUGAUGCCAAACCUCACACAUCUCAUACUAAGAAAUAAUCAAUUGUUUUACAUAACAGCUGAAACCCUGAAGCCAUUAAAAAAUCUGCAAGUGUUGGAUCUGAGUGAAAAUCUGUUGAUAUCUUGGUGGAGACCACUGUUCCUCGCGUCAGGAGUGAAACCCCAGCAACUGCUGUUAACAAAUAACAAAAUCUCUCAUUUUUCUAUCAGCAUGAUUGAAGACAUAAGUUAUCUGCUGGAGGAAUCCAAUUCGUCGACGGAAAUCGACCUUAUGGACAACGUGUUCGUAUGUGACUGUAGUGCAAUGUACAAGACAUAUUUGUGGCUAGAAGUUAAUGGGUCCAUUAUCCUGAAGAAAUACUUUGAAUCUUCAAACUUCCUGUGUAGCAGCCCAGACUUGUGGGAGGACAGGCGUGUAGCAGAGUACUUGACAUCAGUAAAAAGUUUAAACUGUUUAAUGUAUGCAAAAAUCUCAAAUGUGAUGGUAAUUGUGUGGACAGCGCCAUCGUUAGUAACCAUAGUUUUAAUAUUAUUAAUAGGUAUACUUUUGUACAAAUAUAGAGUUUACAUUAGAUAUUGGAUAUUCUUAGGCAAAAUUGCCAUAGGCAGAAAAUUUAUUAGAAGAUCCGUAAAGGCUGAUGAUGUUGAACAAAAAGGAUAUAAGUAUGAUGCGUUUAUAUCAUACUGUUUCGAAGAUAGAGAUUUUGUUUUAGACAUGAUAACUUAUUUGGAAACAUAUCCACCUUAUUUGAAGCUUUGUGUGUCUGAAAGGGAUUUUGAGAUUGGAUCAUUUCUUUCAGAAGCGAUUCUUUCAAGUAUUAAUGAAAGUAAGUACGUAGUAUUAUUGAUAAGUAAUAAUUUUGCAAAGUCGCAGUGGUGUCGUUGGGAGACACAAUUAGCCGAAUAUCAUCGACUGUUCUUGGAAGACGGUACAAGUUAUGAUCCUCUAGUUUUAGUGAGGUUAGGACAUGUAGAAAAGAAAUACUUAACACCGACAUUGAAAUAUCUUUUGAAGACGAAAAUAUACCUGUCUUGGGAUGAAAAUAAUUCUGAAGAGUUCUGGAAGAAGUUGAGAAACGCUUUUGGGAAGAAGAUCUAAGCUAAGCUCGUAGACUAACUACUCGUAAACUCUUGAUAUUAUCUCGUAGUGCGGAGCAGGAAUCCGGCACAUAAGACGCAGUGCGGUUUACAAACAAGUUUAUUGAAGAUACAAUAAGUUAAACCGUUUCCAGAAAUACAUAUAAUUUUAGUAUAAUAAUUAUAACAAUUUUAGAAAACCGAA
Molecule: messenger RNA, 3192 nt
Organism: Pectinophora gossypiella (pink bollworm)
Lineage: Eukaryota; Metazoa; Arthropoda; Insecta; Lepidoptera; Gelechiidae
Product: protein artichoke-like
Exons: 3
Coding region: 451-3009 (852 amino acids)
Biological process (GO): immune response; toll-like receptor signaling pathway; inflammatory response
Cellular component (GO): membrane
Molecular function (GO): transmembrane signaling receptor activity; protein binding
Source: RefSeq, a predicted model, not a curated record